UUGGUCUCGUGCCGGUCGUACCAUGGACCGACUCUAUGGCACACAGAACCACGGCCGGGCUAUCCUGACGGUGUUCCAGUCAUCCCAGUCACUGCGAUUAAAUCAACAUUUGAGCACGGUGGGAAAGCAAUGUCCCGUACUAAAUUACCCUUGCGCCUUGCGUGGGCUGUUACCGUGCACAAAUCUCAGGGCACAACCCUCUCGAAAGCCAGAAUUGGUCUCGGGACAAGGGAGUUUUGUUCCAGCCUCACCUUUGUAGCACUAUCAAGGGUGAAAGACUCGCUAGAUCUACUGCUCAUCAAUCAGGGGGACUUCAAUCGGGUC
This is a messenger RNA of Gloeophyllum trabeum ATCC 11539, 324 nucleotides long. RefSeq lists its product as uncharacterized. The annotation marks the transcript as partial. The transcript has a single exon. Lineage: Eukaryota; Fungi; Basidiomycota; Agaricomycetes; Gloeophyllales; Gloeophyllaceae. The record is from RefSeq and is a predicted model, not a curated record.